Molecule: messenger RNA, 5217 nt
Organism: Seriola aureovittata
Lineage: Eukaryota; Metazoa; Chordata; Actinopteri; Carangiformes; Carangidae
Gene: fam131bb
Product: family with sequence similarity 131 member Bb
Exons: 9
Coding region: 192-1559 (455 amino acids)
Source: RefSeq, a predicted model, not a curated record
AGAGAGAGGGAGGGAGAGCAAGUGAUCGAGCAAGCGCAGCGAGAGAGGGAGAGAGAAAAAGAGAGAGCACAGGAGAGCAAGAAAAAGAAGCCAAAGCCGAGAGAACGAGAGAGUCGCAGGAGGAAGAGGGAGAAUGCACGGUGUCUGGGUAACACUUCCACGCUUGUAUCCAGGGCCUUUGUGAAUACACCAUGGGAUGCAUCGGCUCCAGGAGACUGACGGCAGAUGGCGUGCCAGUCCAGAAGGAUGGGGAGCAGCAUGGACGUUCAGAAUUUUCAUGGGAAGGAAUCAAUCUGUCUAUGGAAGACACCACAUCAAUUCUGCCGAGGCUCAAGAGGAACUCAAAUGCCUAUGGCAUCGGGGCACUGGCUAAGUCUUCACUGUCAGGUGUGUCAGGGGUGACCCGCACCAUGAAGGAAAGAGUAACCAAGCCCACAGCCAUGGCUCAGGGUCGUGUCGCCCAUAUGAUCGAAUGGCAAAACUGGGGUAUGCAGACGGUGGGUGCGGGGGGCAUCCCCCAGUCCCGCAUCACCACUCAGGAGCGGGAAAAGGAGCGGCGGCUGGAAAACGAUGCGUACAGUGACCUCAGCGAUGGAGAGAAGGAGGCCCGUUUCGCUGCAGGUAUCCUGCAGCAGUUUGCCAUCUCAGAGGCAACACUUCUAGCGUGGUCAUCGAUGGAUGGAGAGAGCCCGCGGUCCGGCUCAAACCAGGGCAGUGUGGCUCAUCUGAGCGAGGUCAACCAGGAUAGCAUCACCAGUCGAGAUCAGAUAUUGCACCACUCGUCAGCAGAGGUGUGGCCUCACACAUACGUCUCCCAGGGCCACUACUGCCUCUCCUCCUCUGAUGCCUGGGAGCCGAUCAACAACGAUCCCUCUGGUGUGGCAUCUCCCCCUGCUGGCUCCUACAUUAUGGGGACCGACGGGUACGAUGGGCAGGCGGCGGCUCACUUCCUGUCGCAGCAACAGCAGCAGCAGUUCAGUCUCCAGCAGCAGAGUCAACUGCAGCAGCUGCAGCAGAUCCAACAGAUCCAGCACUACCAGCAACAGCAGCUCCUGCAGUAUCAGCAACAGCAGUCUCUGGAGCACAGGCUGCACAGCACCAACCACUCUUUGCAAGCGACGCCCAACAGCACCAUCCACAGUCUGGUCCAUUCCGUUCACCCUCCGUUGGUUGAUCUGUGGAACACAGGGCAGAUGGACGCCUAUCAGACGGAGGCCGGAGGCUACAUGGGUGUGGCGGCGGUGGUGGAGCCGAGCCUUUGCGUCCCCUCUGGAGAUGACAUGGUGGGAACAGAACACUCCCCACUGCUGGAGCAGCAGGAGGCGGAGGAGGAGGUCAAGGAGGAGGAGGUCACACUGUGCAUGGAGCCAGAGUCUGUCACGUUGACUCCGCCCACGCAACAAGGGGAUGCCUCUGGAGGCAGUAGUCCCGGGCAACCGCCAGCAGAGCCAAUCACAGAGCGGAAGGCCUCCGAUGUCACCUCCGGCCUCAUUCAGACACUGGAGGAGAAGGAAGAGGAGGAGGAGGAGGGGCAGGCCGCUUCCAUGGCAACCAACUGAGUUCCUGGCUGUCAAGAGACUCCUUACUACAAACUGACCAGGAAGUCAGCAAGGAAUGAGCGUAAUAAUACAACAUAUAUCUAUUAAUCUGUUCCUUUUCAGGUAUCACAAACACGACUUUUUGGUUGCGAGACAAAUUCUUCAAAACGGUGAGAAACAGAUUUGGAAGUGGACUCUUUAUGAGACAUAAGCUGAUGCAACAAAGGACACCUAUUUCUUUGUAAGCCUUACAUCCCAAAGGUAAAAGAAGAGAGGAGUGAGGACGGAGAAACUGAAGAGGAAGAGGAGGAGGAGCACCAACUGACAGACAUUUCCAUCAGGGAAAUGACACCACGCUGAGUUGAGGAGGAGGGGAAUGGAAACAUGCAUGCUUUUUAUGAAGACAAGCAACUUGACCCUGUCAUCGUCUUAUAAUGAUAAUGAAAAUCUAACAUAAUAAAACAUUAUAAUAAGAAUAAUUUUGUAAUAAAGCAAAAAAAAAAAAGAACACAAGAAAAAUCUAUGUAUAAGUGUAUGAUAAGAUAUAACAGUUUUCCUAUGGGAGAACUACUCUGUUUACAGCUGUUACUCAACAUAUUAGAUAGUGUUUAAUCAAAUUCAUUUGAUCAUCUGUUGCAUCAAACACACACAGUAUACUUUAAAAAUGGCCACCCAGAUAAUUUCACAUAAAAUGAAAGUAGGCUCAGAUAAUGCAUUUCAGUGAAAUGCAGUUUAACCCUCUAAAAUAAAGUCCUCUAUGAUGUUGUGGCACCAGGACGCCUGAGGCACAACCCGGGGACAGACCUGUCCCUCUGACUGCACACACUGAACACUGCACAGAUAAGGAUUGUACUGUAAGAUAGUGUGCUUCCUACUCUGUCUCUCUGUAUGCAUGUUUCUUCAGAAUACUAUGGAGUACCUGUACUAUACAGCACUGUAUAGACUUUGCACUGAACCGUAGUAUCCCAGGUGGGGCCACAGUGGACCUGCGGUGGGCUUGAGCAGAGAAAUAAAGACAGAGCUGCAUAAGCAAAUCUCCUUUGCACUGAUGCAAUCCAACAGAUCAGAGGUUGCCUUUGGACUGUUGACGUUACCCAGUUCCCACUCUGAAAGCUUUCAGCACCACCGACAACCAAAACCGAGCCACUUAACAACAACACGAACCCUCAGCUGCUUUUUUUUCCACAGACGUAGUCGCGAUAAAUUGAGGAUGAUAACCACUAUCUUGAAUGUACUGGAAGACAGAAGGCAGUACAUGAGCGUUGUUUUUGAUGUCUCCUCGCCGUCCACGCGGGAGAGAAUAAAACACUUUCUUGAGAAACAAAGAUAAACAAGGGAGUCUUUUCAAUUGUGUGUUUAAAAUGGAUUCACUGCUGGCUCACCUAGACCACCACUACACGAACACACACACACACGAAUAUCUAAAUUGUAACCAGCAAUAGACAGGCAAAACACUGGCUUCCCAACAGCCCAGUGUCAGCUCUGUCGUAUAGAUGUAAAUAGUCUGAGUAUAUAAAAAGUCGCCUCUCGCUCACAGUCACAAGUGUUCUAGUACAGUUAAUUUCUUUAUUUUUUUACACCUCUUAAGUCCCACUUUAUUUUGGGAUUUGCUCACAAGCUCACACUUUAGGCCUGAAUUUUGUUUUUCUUACGUGUACCACCACACAAAGACAAAUGAAGCGCAGGAAUGUUUGUGCUGUAAAUGGAGCCAUCAUGCAAAACUGGAGGGAGUUUUACCCGCUGAAUCCAUCAGCGAGAGAAACAGGAAGUACAGCAGUAGGUCUGAGUUCACAGGGGGAAAAUCGUUUCCCCCUGUGUGUCGCUCAAUCAGCCAAUCAGGGAACAGGACAGAAGACUAGGACUGAACACUAGAGCCGAAUAGAUCGGUGUCUUCCUGCUCAUUGUGAUUACUGUGAAGCAGCUGCCUGGAGUGUGAUAGUGAUUAUAAUGAUGUUUGAGGAAGCAUGUUUUCAUUUAGUUUUUCUUUUUCUUUCUUCCUCGCCUGAGGAAAAAUGGGUGUUUUCUAGUGCAGAGGGGAGUUAAAUGGAGACAGCGAACAAAGUGGACUUCCUGUGCAUGUCUCACUGACGAACUUUACAACAAUAUACAACCACUGUUUUCAUCUUUUCCCUGUCGGGGAGCACCUUCUCCUCUCACUUUGAUGAUUGUGUGAGAACCUUUUAAGAUAAAAAAAAAGAAUAUAUAUAUAUAUGUAUAUAUAUAUAUAUAUAUACAUAUGGUUUAUUGACUUGAAUGAAUUUAUUUAUUGAUUGCUUCUUUAUGCAAUGUUGGGGACAAUGUUUAUUUUUCUACUAACUUGUUGAAAUCCCUUCCAGUAUAAGUUAGAAUAGGUGUCAUGGUUGUAAAGCAGUCUUGUUUUGAUGUGGUUUUGAGCACUUUACACGCUGAAAAACACCUUGGUAAGAGAUAAGAGAUGGAUAGUUUGGCAGCUCUCAAAAAUAACAAAUCUAUCAUCAUUUUGUUUCACUUCAAGAAUCCCGGUUUAGAUCAUGAAAACAACCUAAGAGGGCUCAAAACUGCAAACAGAAUGUCUUUACACAAUGGCAGAUAUUCGUUUAUUUAUUGAACAAUUACUUGGUGGGGAGGAAUAAUGUGACAGCUUGUACAGAGUCUAUCAUUUUCAUGUGGGUACCAACCCUUCUGGGAGCAGUAUCUUUUUCUUUAUGAGUCUCGGCUUUAAAGAUGUGGGGGAAAGACUAUUGCUUUAUAUAUUCUUCGAUGGUAACAACUGUUAAGUUAUUUUGGGCUCGACUGAUGCUAAAAAGAGACAUUAGUUCACAAGGAAAGGUGCAUGGACUCGAUUAAACCAGAAGACACUGCUUCAGUUAGGGUUAUUUUAUUGCUUUUUCCUUUUCUUUCUUUUUGGUUUAUCAAAAUCUCAAUGAAUGAAUAAACUAAUAACAAGAAGCCAAAUAUAUUUCUGCGGAUGUUAAGGUUUACUGAUCACGUCUUUGUUAACCGACUGGUUUGUAGUUGAGUUCCUCUUUUUGUAUAAUUCUACUGCCAUCUUCCAAGGGUUACAGUAACUUGUCUGCAGGCAUGAUGCUCAAAAUCUGCUUCUGGUCCUCUGCCUUUCUCCUUGUCUCUCUCUCUUUCUAUCUCUUUGUAUCCGUUCUGUAUAUUUGUGUCUGUCUGUAUGUCUGUCUGUCAGUGUACAGUGAGUUGUCUGCUGUCUUAUUGGAAGAAUCACUGCCUGAAAAAAAAGAAAAAAGAAAAAUAACUGAAGUUUUCACAUCAACCAAAGGGGAUUUGAGGCAAUCAGACAUGUAACAUAGAUUUAAUUUGGCAGUGUGUGGCAAAAAAAUUAACCGCUGUAUAAAACGCUGUAUAAAAUUGGAUGGCUUCUGUAAAAGUCUGUAUUAAAUUGGGUUUAUUUGUUUGAAAUGAGGCAGUGUGGCUGGUGAAACCAGUGUACUCUCGUAACACUCACACCUAUGCAUGCUUGUUGGACGGCUGUCACAGGAUGGUUCUUCCACGUGGUUCCCCCUCUCUCUCUCUCCUCUUCUGUCAACAACUCUCUUGUUUCUUCCUGUUUCUCUUCCUUUCCCCUCUUUUUCCUGCACGACAGAACCUCCCACGCCCCCACCAGCUCCUUUACCUGUCUCCUCUUCUUUUCCUCCGGUGGAGAAAGAGCAAAUAAACAAACCAACAAAUGGCA